This is a messenger RNA of Trichoderma virens Gv29-8, 1140 nucleotides long. RefSeq lists its product as uncharacterized. The record is from RefSeq and is a predicted model, not a curated record. Bases 1 to 1140 code for a protein of 379 amino acids. The transcript has 4 exons. Lineage: Eukaryota; Fungi; Ascomycota; Sordariomycetes; Hypocreales; Hypocreaceae.
AUGGGGAUGCAAGGCCCGCUCGUGGCUCAGGCCCUGGGCCGUUCGCCGUUUGAUGAUGUAGUCCAAGGUGAAGGUGAAGAUGACUCGCGGGUGCCAAGCCAACAAUACGACCAUGGCGGGCGUCCAAUCAAUCCUGAUACUAUGAGGAUCAACAGGGACAUUAUCCGAUCACACAACCAGGUCAUGUUUAUUAUUGGCAUCGCUGAACCUGAAAACCCGGGCCCUGAAGUCGAUUCACAGAGACGACACGGCGCCUAUGAAGAAGCCAAAGGACUGAGGCUGGCAUCUUCUGCUAAGCGCUGUGUAGAGGCAGUCGGACUUUUUGGUAUUAAUGGACUAAGAGAUCGGAUACUGAUUUAUAAGCGGUAUUCCCGAAUUCCAUUCUGGGAGCUCUAUCAGCAAGCACGACGAGAUUUCUCGAUCCCCAGGGAUAUUCUUUCUGGUGUUCCUGCAAACCUGUUGUCGAAUUAUAUCGAGUUCACAGUCUCCCGUCUGUGGUUUGGCGAAGAAGAUAAGCUCACUGCUAGGCGCUGCAAUGAAGGGGGUUCCCCUGCGGCGCCCGUGGAUAGCCAGAUGCCAUCCGACGCAGGGAGCAUGGAAGUUGUUCGUAGGCCGAGCAUAUUCUCAGCCAGAGGUGAUGAUUACGGGAGCGAUGAGGAGGACAACGACGUGAUAAGGGCUACCCUUAUUAGCUUUGAUGUCGAAGCGACCGAGUCUACGGACGCCCCCCAAGGGUUAUGGAGUGCAGAGUUGCGGCCAAGCGUUGCCAAUACAGACUCAAGAGGGUCUGUUAGUUCUCUGCCCACAUAUCUGGAUACGCUGCUCACUCAGAUCCCGGCACUGUUGGCGUCACAUAUGCUUUCCAAUUCCGUAACUCGGUUGUUAAUGACACCAUACGACGCAGCUGCCCUACGUUUAGUGGCACAAGCAUUCUGCUUGCGAAAUGGGCUAUCCUACGAAGAUAUAUGCGACACUAAUUUGCUCAGUGGCUGCACUUGGACCUCAAUCAUGAACUAUCUAGGGACAGAGUUUUUACACCUUUUUCUCACUACAGAGAUUUGGGCAGUAUUCACAGGCCUUUCGCAGUAUUAUCAUUUCACCGAGGAAGAAUGGGCGGCCGAAGAAGCAAAAAACCAGUAA